AUGGAUGUUGUUCUAAGUGAAUUAAAUCUUCCUGGUCCCAAAUUAACAAAACAACAAAUCGACUAUUGCAAUGCUGAACUAGAGAAUAUACUUCAAUCAGAUACAAAAGAUUAUACCACAUACUUUUCAUCUAAGCCAAUACCUGGUAGUAUUGUUGAAGAUAUUGCAGAAGUAGAUGCUGAAAUAGCUGUCCUCGAAAAGAAAAUUAAAACGAUACUAGUCGAAAAUAAAGAAACAGUCCUGGAAGAUAUUUUGAAAAAUAAUGGUUCACAUAGACUCCAAUCAAUACAUAGAGAGUUACAACAGCUGAAGGAAUUGAAUAAUGUGAGUAAAGAUACUCUCACGGGAAAUCAUACAAAUGGUAAAACGAACAAUGAAGAACAUGAUAGGAUCGAUGACUUAAUGAACACAGAGGAACAAACUGAUGUCAAAUCCAAAAAAGAAGAUGAUUUCCAAAAUGUAUUGGAAAAACUAAGAAAGAGAUCAAUGCUGAAUUCAAAUUAUGAUAAGUUUGGAAAUAAUUUGAAUAAUUUACCUCUAGUUUUAGAAAAUUUGGAUAACAUUACUGAUUUAAUGGAGUUACCAUUUCUUGUAAGGACUUGUAUCAAAACUGGUCAUUAUCAAGAAGCUAUUAUGUUAUUUACACAUUCAAAAUCUUUACAAUCUAAAUUUGCGGGUUCAAGCAUAAUUGAUGAUAUCUGUGAAAAGGUGUUAAAUGAAAUUUCCACUACUAUGUUAACGGGAUUAGUUAAAUUGUUAGCAACCAAUGUUACUGUGAAUUCCCUUAAGAAAAUAUUAAAAUAUCUUUCUGCUAUUCCUCCAUUUGAUGAAAAGGAUAAUUCUUCCACUCUGUUGCAAGUAUUUUUAACAAUGCGAUACAUUUUUAUUCAAAGAGAAAUAGAAUCAUACGCAAUCGAAAAGAACAAUAGCAAUAGUUACAUAGUAGAAAUGAUGAUUAAGAGAAAGAUUGAAGUACUAAGAGAAUAUACAUUCACUUCUGUCAACUUAUUUGAAACUUCUUUCCCACUAUUUAAAGAGUCACUUUCAAUUCCAAAUUUAAUUAACAUGAAUAUCAAUAUGGAUGAAGAAGCAGACAAUAAAAAGAAUGAACCAGAAGCCGAAGAAAAAAUAGAAACUGAAGAUAAUAAUGAAACAAAUAAGGGAAAUGAAGAAAAUCUAGCGAAAGAGGGUGAAAACAACUUUAUAAAGAAAGAAUCUAAUAAUGAAACUCCAAAGGAAAAUUCAACUGAACAAGAUGAUUCAAUAGCAGAAAUUUCACUGAAAGAAGACUUAAAGAAACCUGAAACCAAAGGAGAAACCACCGAUGACAAAGAAUCAAAUAAUUUGGACAAAAAUAACGACGUAACAAUAGACACAACGAAGGGCUCCCUUACCGAAAAAACCACUGAAAGAGCAGAAAAUUUGCUAGAAUCAGCAGAUACAAACGCCUUAAUGUUACAGUUCGUCAGCAACUGUAUAACUUUCUUAUUACAAGAAUUAUCUGUCGCUAACACAAAGGGAACCCUUAGCGAUUCCAUAUGCUUGCAACUAGUGUACUGUUCAUUCCGUCUGCGCGACUUAAACAUCAAUUAUCACCAUCUUCUACUAAAUAAAAUAAAAGAAGCCAACUUAUUCAACGAGCAACAAAUAGUAUCUGCUAUCAACAGAAGAGCUGAACUAGCAUCCAAAUAUACAUAA
Molecule: messenger RNA, 1698 nt
Organism: Tetrapisispora phaffii CBS 4417
Lineage: Eukaryota; Fungi; Ascomycota; Saccharomycetes; Saccharomycetales; Saccharomycetaceae
Gene: COG8
Product: Golgi transport complex subunit COG8
Exons: 1
Coding region: 1-1698 (565 amino acids)
Biological process (GO): intra-Golgi vesicle-mediated transport; cytoplasm to vacuole targeting by the Cvt pathway
Cellular component (GO): COG complex
Source: RefSeq, a predicted model, not a curated record